Molecule: messenger RNA, 450 nt
Organism: Trachymyrmex cornetzi
Lineage: Eukaryota; Metazoa; Arthropoda; Insecta; Hymenoptera; Formicidae
Exons: 1
Source: RefSeq, a predicted model, not a curated record
AUGAUAUUUAGUGACCAGCAACGUCUACUGCAAGGAGCGAGCAAUAAUUUAAUAAAAGAGAUGGAGCAAAAUGAUGAAGAAAAAUUUAGGAACUACUUUCGGAUGGACUUUGUCGUUUUUAGGAAACUAUUUGAUUUAGUGAGGCCAUUGAUAACGAAGAACAGUAAUGUCAGAAAAGCAAUCUCAGCUGAAACACGUUUGCACAUAACUGUGCGGUACCUCGCUUCCGGAGAUAGCAUGGCAUCCAUCUCGUAUGCUUUUCGCGUUGCUCACAAUACUGUGUCAAAAAUAAUUAAAGAAACGUGUGAUGCAAUUUGGUCAGUUUUAAAGGAAAAAGUAUUUAUGAAGGAUACCCCGGAGAGUUGGCAAAAAAUUGCCCAAGAUUUUGAUGACGUGUGGAAUUUCCCAAACUGCAUUGGCUGUGUCGACGGCAAGCAUGUAGAAAUACAG